AAAGUCCAAUUAAAUUUUGUUCAUAAAGUCGCAAAUCUGAAGAAGCAGACUCUCUCUCUAGCACGUUCGUGGCAGCCCAAACCGAAGCAAAUCAAAACGCAAGGCCUCUGUGACCCCUCUCUCUCUCUCUCUCUCUCUCUCUCUCAGUCUUCACCGCUUAGAUCCAAUCCUACGCCGGCGAUCCCGAUGCGGCCCACCGUCCGAUCCUCCUCCUUAUUCGCCUUCCUCGCCUUCCUCAUCGUCUCGCCGGCGUUCGCUUCCGAGUACGAUCACAAGUAUCAAGCAGAUGACCCAAUUACCCUCUGGGUAAAUAAGGUUGGGCCUUAUAAUAAUCCACAAGAAACAUACAAUUAUUACAGCCUACCAUUUUGUCAUCCAUCUGGCAAUGUGACUCACAAAUGGGGUGGCCUUGGGGAGGUCCUGGGUGGAAAUGAACUUAUUGAUAGUCAUAUUGACAUAAAAUUCCGAAAAAGUUUGGAUAGGAGCACCAUUUGUGAAAUCGAACUUGAUGAAGCGAAGGUGAAACAAUUUAAGGAUGCUGUUGAGAGUAGUUAUUGGUUUGAAUUCUUCAUUGACGAUCUGCCUCUGUGGGGUUUUAUUGGUGAACUGCAUCCUGACAAGAGUAGCGAUAACAACAAGCAUGUGCUUCACACACAUAAGAGCAUUAUUAUUAAAUACAACAAGGAUCAGAUCAUUCAUGUAAAUCUCACUCAAGAGAGCCCUAAACCAUUGGAAGUGGGGAGAACACUGGACAUGACAUAUUCUGUCAAGUGGAUUGAAACUAAUGUCACUUUUGCACGUCGCUUUGAUGUUUACCUGGAUUACCCUUUCUUUGAGCAUCAGAUACACUGGUUCUCAAUUUUUAAUUCAUUCAUGAUGGUUAUCUUCCUCACUGGGCUGGUGUCAAUGAUACUAAUGCGAACUCUUAGAAAUGACUAUGCAAAAUAUGCUCGGGAAGAUGAUGAUCUAGAGACUUUGGAAAGAGAUGUGAAUGAGGAGUCUGGUUGGAAGCUUGUCCAUGGGGAUGUUUUUCGGCCUCCUCGCAAUCUAGUGCUACUUUCAGCUGUUGUUGGGACAGGGGCUCAGCUGGCAUUGCUUGUUCUCCUUGUCAUCUUGCUUGCAAUUGUUGGGAUGUUGUAUAUCGGGAGAGGAGCAAUAGUCACAACCUUCAUUGUAUGCUAUGCUUUAACGUCAUUCAUUUCGGGUUAUGUGAGUGGUGGAAUGUAUUCACGCAAUGGGGGUAAAAACUGGAUACAAUCAAUGAUCCUCACUGCAUCACUUUUCCCAUUUAUGUGUUUCGGGAUUGGUUUCAUGUUGAAUACAAUUGCUAUAUUCUAUGGAUCCCUAGCAGCUAUUCCUUUUGGCACGAUGGUAGUUGUUUUCGUCAUUUGGGCCUUCAUCUCUUUUCCCCUUGCACUUCUUGGUACUGUUGUAGGAAGAAAUUGGAGUGGUGCUCCUAACAAUCCAUGCCGUGUGAAGACCAUUCCCCGUCCAAUCCCAGAGAAGAAAUGGUACCUCACUCCAUCUGUAGUUUCUGUGAUGGGAGGACUACUACCCUUUGGCAGCAUAUUCAUUGAGAUGUAUUUUGUCUUCACGUCCUUCUGGAAUUACAAGGUGUACUAUGUUUAUGGCUUUAUGCUGCUGGUUUUUCUGAUUCUCAUUAUUGUUACGGUUUGUGUUACAAUUGUGGGGACAUAUUUCUUGCUAAAUGCCGAGAACUAUCACUGGCGGUGGACUUCGUUUUUCUCCGCUGCCUCAACAGCUGUCUAUGUGUAUUUGUAUUCAAUAUAUUACUACUAUGUGAAGACGAAGAUGUCUGGCUUCUUCCAGACCAGCUUCUAUUUUGGAUACACUCUGAUGUUUUGCCUCGGAUUAGGAAUUCUUUGCGGAGCUGUUGGUUAUUUGGGCUCCAAUUUGUUCGUGAGGAGGAUCUACAGAAACAUCAAGUGUGAUUAGGGCACACCUGAGAAGGAAUGGAUCGGAUGGUACUUCCAUGAGCUUUUUACGUCUUGAUUGUUGAGAAUGAAUGAGAGGAAGCCGCCGGUCAUGUAUGUGGGGGGAACCCACCGAUGUUUACAGAUGGAAAUCAUAUAUAGUUUGAGGAUUGGCAUGUAACUUUUCUAGAUAUAUGACGAAGCCCUGAGAUUUUACCCUUUUUUUCCCUGGGCUGUAAGUGAUUUCUUCUUUACUUUUAAUUUAGGAUAUGCAGAGAUUGUUUUUAUAAAUAUAAAAAAGAUAACAUUGAAAUGUGACUCGCUCGCUUGUCAUGUAGUUAUUUUUCCUCCUCUUACCUUA
This is a messenger RNA of Camellia sinensis, 2295 nucleotides long. Its product is annotated as transmembrane 9 superfamily member 1. Lineage: Eukaryota; Viridiplantae; Streptophyta; Magnoliopsida; Ericales; Theaceae. The record is from RefSeq and is a predicted model, not a curated record. Gene Ontology annotation, biological process: protein localization to membrane. Gene Ontology annotation, cellular component: membrane.